CUGGCACAAGAAAAUAGAACUUAUCGAAGAUACUUUAGCUGAAACUAAAAAUCUUUGUAGUCAUGAUACGUUUAACAAAUUUUCAUUAUGCCAAACAUCUAUGGAAGUCUUAGAACAAUUAUAUCCUAAUUUGAAAAAUCAAGAAACCGUUCUUAAGGAAAUAAUCGGACAUUCUUUUGCUAAUCAUCGUUCAAAACGUUCUGUUAUCGAUGGCGUAGGAACACUGUUCAAAGUUUUAUUUGGAACAUUAGACAUGGAAGACGCAAAACGCUAUGAUGACGCUAUCAAUAAUUUAGACAAAAACGAACAUGAAUUAAUUACAUUAUUGAAAUCUCAAUCACAAAUUGUAAAAACUACUAUUCAUAAUUUUAAUAAUACGGUAACCGAUCUUAAGAAAAGUGAAAACAUCUUUAGUAAGAAUUUAGAAACUUUAGCUAAUUAUACAAAGAGUACUAAUAAUAAAAUUUUAAACAUUGAUAUGAAACAAAACAUAGACGAACAUCUAUCAUUUUUAACAUUAGUCACAAGUGAAGUGAAUAAUGAAAUAUCUAUGGUUAUUGAUGCCAUAUUAUUCGCUAAAAAUAAUAAUUUACAUCCAAUCAUCAUUACUCCUGAACAGUAUAUUUAUGAACUAAAGAGAACUGUAUCACAUAUUCCGAUUCAUACACAAUAUCCUUUGGAUUUAAAUAUGGAUAACGCAUCGGAUCUGCUAUCGUUAGUUAACAUUAUUUCAUAUUAUAUGAAUGAAAAACUUGUGUUUAUAAUUAAGACUCCAUUAACUAUUCAACAAACUUAUGAUGUGUAUAAUUUAGUUCCUGUACCAAUUUUAAACAGAAAUGAUACUUAUGUAUUUAUACUGCCUACAGAGAAAUAUUUUUUGAUCUCUGAAAAUAAAAUUCAUUAUACAACUAUGGAAAACAUUAAUAUUUGUAAGAAAUUGUCCAACAAUAAUAAUUAUAUUUGUGAAUUUGAUAAACCUUUGUAUUCAGUGUAUGCUAAAGAUAAUUGUGAAUUAACACUAUUCUUGGGUACAAAAAACCAAAUUCCGUCAUCUUGUGAUACUAGAAUUGGUUUAAUAAAAUCAGAACAAUGGUAUAAACUAGGAAAAGAAAAUAGUUGGUUGUUUGUAAUGCCUAGUAAGGUUAUUUCAACUAUUUCUUGUAAAAACGAAGAACCUCAUGAUUUAGAAUUAAAAUCUACAGGUAUUAUAGAAUUACAAAAGAAUUGUAAAUUGUAUUCUCCUAAUAUUAUAUUGCAUUCAUCGAAUCUAGGAAUGAUGUCAAACCAUCUGUCUGUUCUUCCAGAUUUCGAUAUAGUAAAUGAUAAUUGUUGUAACAAAUUAAAAAAUAAUACCGUCGAAGAUAAGUUAAAUUUUAUUCCAUUCAAUAAAUUUAGCAUGAAUUUCAAUGAUUUGAAUAUAGCAAGCCACAAAAUUGAUAAGAUAAAUGAUUUAUUGGAUGAAAUAAAUAAUGAUAAUGUGUUCCAUAAGGUCAAGAAUAAUACAUAUUUUAUAUUCAUA
Molecule: messenger RNA, 1519 nt
Organism: Spodoptera litura
Lineage: Eukaryota; Metazoa; Arthropoda; Insecta; Lepidoptera; Noctuidae
Source: RefSeq, a predicted model, not a curated record